GCGGACCUGCUUCGUUGUCGUCUUGUGACAGUAGGGCUCAGCAAAUUUGUAAACGUUACCGAGGGGGGGGGCUCAGUAUUGAGUGGGAAUCGCGUCAAACGCUCAAGAUGAUCCCAACCGAGGACGCGGCUGCAAGGAAGAGGGAGAUAGAGGAGAAACUAAAGCAGGAGCAAGAGACAUUGUCGUUCAUCAGGGAGAAUCUGGAGAAGAGCGAUCAGCUCACUAAGGGAAUGGUCUCCAUCCUGUCUUCGUUUGAAAGUCGUCUCAUGCAGCUGGAGAAUUCCAUCAUCCCAGUCCACAAACAGACGGAGAACCUGCAGAGGCUGCAGGAAAACGUUGACAAGACCUUGUCCUGCAUGGAUCAUGUCAUCAGCUACUAUCAUGUAGCCAAAGACACCGACAGGAUCAUCAGAGAGGGGCCAACAGGCAGACUAGAUGAGUAUCUUGCCUGCAUUGCCAAGAUCCAGAAAGCAGUGGAAUACUUCCAGGACAACAAUCCUGACAGUCCUGAACUCAACACAGUGAAAGCGCGUUUCGAGAAAGGGAAGGAGCUGCUGGAAGCUGAGUUCCGCAGCCUGCUGACUCGCUACAGUAAACCUGUUCCACCCAUCCUGAUCCUGGAUGCCAUCAGUGUGGACGAGGAGCUGGAGGUCCAAGAGGAGGUGACGCUAGAACACCUACCUGAGGCUGUUCUCCAGGACAUCAUCUGUAUCUCCUGCUGGCUGGUGGAAUACGGACGCAAUCAGGAUUUCAUGAACGUAUACUUCCAGAUCAGGUCCAACCAACUGGAUCGCUCCAUCAAAGGCCUGAAGGAUCACUUUCGCAAGAACAGCGCCUCUUCCGGGAUCCUCUACUCGCCUGCGGUCCAAACCAAACGCAAGGACACGCCAACCAAAAAGGCUCCCAAGAGACCAGUCUACAUCCCAGGGACCAUUCGCAAGGCUCAGAACCUUCUGAAACAGUACUCACAGCAUGGGCUGGAUGGGAAAAAGGGGGGCUCUAACCUCACUCCUUCGGAAGGUUACGAUCAUGACCUACGGGUCAAACACCACUCUGAUGCCCUGACCGAGAAGCACGGGGCUGCAACAGGCAAGGACGAUGUUCUGGACAUCGAGAUCGACUCUUACAUCCACUGUAUCAGCGCCUUUGUCAAGCUGGCCCAAAGCGAGUACACCCUGCUGUCUGAGAUCAUCCCGGAGCAUCACCAGAAGAAGACCUUUGACUCCCUCAUUCAGGAGGCCCUGGACAACCUGAUGCUGGAGGGGGACAACAUUGUGUCAGCGGCUCGUAGGGCCAUCAUGCGCCAUGACUACUCGGCUGUCCUCACCAUUUUCCCCAUCCUCCGACAUCUGAAAAUAACUAAGCCCGAGUUUGACUCCACGCUUCAGGGCACGGCAGCAAGCACCAAAAACAAACUGCCAACUCUUAUCACCGCUAUGGAAACGAUUGGAGCCAAAGCUCUUGAGGAGUUUGCAGACAGUAUCAAGAAUGAUCCUGAUAAGGAGUACAACAUGCCUAAGGAUGGAACAGUCCAUGAACUGACCAGCAAUGCCAUCCUGUUCCUGCAACAGCUGCUGGACUUUCAUGAGACAGCUGGAGCCAUGCUGGCCUCUCAAGAAACCAGCUCAGCAAGCAGCUACAGCUCAGACUUCAGCAAGAGGCUCCUGAGCACAUAUAUAUGCAAGGUGUUGGGAAACUUGCAGCUAAACCUUCUCAGCAAAUCUAAAGUGUAUGAGGAUUCAGCGCUGAGUGCCAUCUUCCUGCACAACAACUACAACUACAUCCUCAAGUCCUUGGAGAAGUCAGACCUGAUCCAGUUGGUGACAGUGACCCAGAAGAGGGCUGAGAGUUCGUACCGAGAGCUUAUCGAGCAACAGAUCCAAAUGUACCAGCGCAGUUGGUUGAAGGUCACCGAGCACCUGACAGACAGAAACAUGCCGGUCGUUCAAGUGGGCACUAAGCUGAAAGACAAAGAGCGGCAAGUGAUCAAGGACAAGUUCAAAGGUUUCAAUGAUGGACUGGAGGAGCUGUGUAAGGUCCAGAAGGUCUGGGCCAUCCCAGACAAGAAGCAGCGGGACUUCAUCAGACAGGCGCAGAAGAAAGUAGUGUCCGAGGCUUACAAGGCAUUUUUACAGAGAUGCGCCAACAUCUCAUUCACCAAGAACCCGGAGAAAUACCACAAGUAUCGGCCGGAGCAGGUGGAGGAGAUGAUUGAAAAGCUGUUUGACACCUCUGCAUGAGGUCGACAUCCUAAAACCUGAAUUUCCCUCACACAGUUAAAGUGGACUGGAACUGAAACAUACUCUUUUACUGUAAACAUCCUUUGUUCCAGUAACAAGCAAGAUUCACCCUGCUGGUGUACCCAAUACUGCCCCCAUUGCCCCCUUUUGUACAAAAAUGAAGAUAAUGUAUUUAUAUGUAACUUAGCUGUUCCAACUGAGUCGAACAAAUAAACGGACUCUAUGAUUAACCU
Messenger RNA from Lampris incognitus (smalleye Pacific opah), 2473 nucleotides. It is a transcript of the gene exoc7, whose product is annotated as exocyst complex component 7. The coding region runs from base 108 to 2240 and encodes 710 amino acids. Gene Ontology annotation, biological process: exocytosis. Lineage: Eukaryota; Metazoa; Chordata; Actinopteri; Lampriformes; Lampridae. The transcript has 21 exons. Gene Ontology annotation, molecular function: phosphatidylinositol-4,5-bisphosphate binding. Gene Ontology annotation, cellular component: exocyst. The record is from RefSeq and is a predicted model, not a curated record.